Molecule: messenger RNA, 1311 nt
Organism: Juglans regia (Persian walnut)
Lineage: Eukaryota; Viridiplantae; Streptophyta; Magnoliopsida; Fagales; Juglandaceae
Exons: 1
Coding region: 1-1311 (436 amino acids)
Source: RefSeq, a predicted model, not a curated record
AUGGAGCAACCUCUAGGAUAUGUUGAUCCUAAAUAUCCCUCUCAUGUCUGCAGGUUACGUCGAGCUUUAUAUGGGCUCAAACAAGCUCCCCGAGCAUGGUUUCAUCGGUUUAGUGUCUUUCUUCUUGCUAUUGGGUUUUCCUGCAGUAGGGCUGACUCUUCUUUGUUUGUUCUUUCUAAGGGUGCUGAUUUAAUCUAUCUUUUAUUAUAUGUUGAUGAUAUUGUCGUGACCAGUAACAAUUCAUUUCUUCUUAAUACUUUUAUUAGCAAACUAUCCAAGGAAUUUGCCACCAAGGACAUGGGCUCAUUAAAUUAUUUUUUGGGCCUCGAAGCAUAUCGGACUUCCUCUGGUCUCUUUCUCAGUCAGGCUAAAUAUGCACAUGAAAUAUUGCAGCGUGCCAAACUCGUUGAUAGUAAGCCCGUAAGCACUCCCAUGGUCGUUGCACAUCACCUAUCCAUUGAUGGUCCUGUCUUUGAUGAUCCUUCACUCUACCAGUCACUUGUUGGUGCUCUUCAAUAUCUCACUAUCACUCGGCCAGAUCUUACUCAUGUUGUCUCUGCCGUAAGUCAAUACAUGCACAAGCCUUCACUUUGCCACUUCCAGGCUGUUAAAAGGAUACUACGCUACAUUAAAGGAACCUUGCGGUAUGGUCUUUCAUUCACCCCAUCUUCUUCUCGUGAUAUCCUCGCUUACUCGGAUGUUGAUUGGGCCGGUUGUCUUGACACACGACGAUCUAUCUCUGGCUAUGUUAUUUAUCUUGGUGAUAACCUUGUCUCUUGGCGUUCCAAGAAACAACCGACGGUGUCUCGUUCAAGUUGCGAAUCAGAAUAUCGAGCGCUCGUCAGCACUGCUGCCGAAGUCAAGUGGCUUGGACAUCUUCUUCGUGAUCUCAAGGUGAUAUCUUCCUCUUCUCCACUUCUAUUUUGUGAUAAUCAAAGCUCCAUCUUUCUUGUAGCAAAUCCAGUCUCUCACAGUCGCUCGAAGCAUAUUGAGCUCAAUUAUCAUUUUGUGCGCGAAUUGGUGGCUUCCGGACAACUUCGACUUCAAUAUGUACCUACCAAUCUCCAGCUUGCUGACAUAUUUACCAAGAGCCUUAGUCGUCCUGCAUUCAUAUUCUUUCGUUCCAAGCUUCGCAUCCAGGACUCUCAAACGCUAGGCUUGCGGGGGGUAUUACGGUUACUAAUCAAGAUCAAGAACCAGAUCAAGAUUCCAUCCAAGAUCAAGAUCUCUUAUGAACCGGAAACGGAUGUAAUUACGGAAACAUUUCUUAACUCAGACUUAUCACGUGUAUAUGUAAAAACUAAGUUAUAA